Drosophila innubila is the source of this 2108-nucleotide messenger RNA. Its product is annotated as protein RFT1 homolog. The coding region runs from base 100 to 1794 and encodes 564 amino acids. Lineage: Eukaryota; Metazoa; Arthropoda; Insecta; Diptera; Drosophilidae. The transcript has 4 exons. The record is from RefSeq and is a predicted model, not a curated record. Gene Ontology annotation, cellular component: endoplasmic reticulum membrane. Gene Ontology annotation, biological process: dolichol-linked oligosaccharide biosynthetic process; glycolipid translocation.
AUUUUGUUGUUAUUGGUUUGUUGUUUUGUUGGCACUUGAUUUGAUUUCGUGUCCUCUACGCUAUGAUAGCAGUUUAUGUCCACUAAGUGACGAAUUGUAAUGGCGCGCAAUGUGCUGCAGAGCAGCCUGCUUGGCGCUGGCUUCAGUAUCAUCUUUCAGAUAUUGUGCCGCAUCCUAACGUUCGGCAUCAAUGCCUACAUUGUACGGAAUGUAGGUCGCGAAGUGCUGGGCAUUAUGAAUGUGCGCCUGCUGCUGCUCGAGAGCACGUUGCUCUUCUUGUCGCGGGAGGCGAUCAACCGGGCUGCGUUGAGCGCCAACUCUCAGCAGCGUGACAAGUGCUCUUGGGCGCAGCUGAUCAAUCAGAUGUGGCUUACUGUGCCCAUUUGUGCCGCUCUCUGCCUUCCCUGUCUUUAUAUCUGGCUGCACUUGCUCUCGACAGUGGAUGCUCCCUAUAGUGCACAAUAUGUGUUUGCCUGCUAUGCGGUGGCAUUGUCCUGUGUCCUGGAACUGCUCGCCGAAUCGACGGUUUAUGUGUCUCAGGUCUUUUGCUUUGUCAAGCUCAAGAUUGUCCUCAACACGCUCCACAUUCUGGUGCGCUCCGUCAUCUUUCUGUGGAUUGUCACUGGCGAUCGCAGUGCUGCAAUUACCGCCUUUGCCAUUGCCCAGUUGGCCAGCGCCGUUACCAUUGUCCUGGGGCAGUAUGGAUUCUUUUAUUACUACAUCCGACGUUUCAACGCAUUCAAACUCCAACAGCAGCAGCAGCAGGGACGCAAGAGCAAGGCAGUGCCUGAGUCCAGUUCCUGGGAGCGUUCACUGUUUGAGAAUAUGGAUGAUUUUCCAUUUACCAAAUUAUCCGAGCUGCUGCCGGGUGUCAUCAGUCGUUCCGGUUCCGGCGACGGAUUCUUCAACAGAGAGCUACAAACACUGACCCUAAGCUUUGUGAAGCAGGGCGUGCUCAAGCAGAUUCUAACGGAGGGCGAGAAGUAUGUGAUGUCCGUGUCGCCGGUGCUCAGCUUUGGCGAGCAGGCCACCUACGAUGUGGUCAAUAAUCUGGGCAGCAUGGCAGCCCGUUUCAUCUUUCGGCCCAUCGAGGACAGCGCCUAUUUCUAUUUUACGCAAACGAUUGCCCGGGACACACGAUUGGCCAAACAGCCGCCGGAGCGAGUGCGUCAGGCGAGCAGUGUACUACACAAUCUACUGCUGGGUGUCAGUUCCAUUGGCCUGCUGGCAUUCACCUUUGGUCAGAGCUACUCGCAAACCUUGUUGCUGUUGUACGGUGGUGAGGAUUUCGUUGCCGGCGGUUUGCCACAGCGUUUGCUCCAAUGGCACUGUCUGGCCAUCUAUCUGCUGUCCGUGAAUGGCAUCAGCGAGGGUUACAUGUUUGCCACCAACACCAGUCGAGACAUUGACAAGUACAACUAUUUAAUGGCCAUAUUCUCCGUAAGUUUCCUUGUCUUGUCCUACAUUCUGACGGGUAUUUUUGGACCGGUCGGUUUCAUCUUCGCCAACUGCAUCAAUAUGCUGGGUAGGAUUGUGUACAGCACGUGGUACAUACGACAGCAGUAUCAGCCGCUGUCACUCAAUCCUCUCCAGGGUCUCUGGCCCGGCAAGCUAUUUGGCGGCACUCUGAUAAUUGCCGGUCUUAUCUGCUACUGGUACCAAGAUGCCAUCUUUGCCACGCAUCUGGGCGUCGGUCUAGCAGCUGGAAUCCUCUGUUUAAUCGCCUGGGCACUGGCACAUCGCGAACUCGUCCACUUGGCCUGGAAGUAUGGCCGUCGCAUCAAAAUUGAAUGAAGUUAAUACCAAAAAAAAAAAGAAAACAAAAGAGUUUGUUAAUCCUCUGUUGCUGAUGUUACAUAAGCUCUCUUUCCUCAGCCUGGAACACAAAAUUCACUUCCUGUGACCACAAAACGCACACAACACAAGAGUUGAAGUUGGAAUUGGAAUUGAAGGAGGAACCAACUGUCAACUACAUAUAUUUCUAGUUGAAAAUAAAUUAAAUGCUAGUUAAGUUAUUGUAUAUUUAUAAUUAUUAAUUCUUUGGCUACAAAUUGUUAAAGACGCAUCAAAAGACAACGAAAUGAGAUAACAUUUUAAAAUCAACAAAA